Solanum lycopersicum (tomato) is the source of this 477-nucleotide messenger RNA. RefSeq names its product SKP1-like protein 11-like (gene SSK3). Gene Ontology annotation, molecular function: cullin family protein binding. NCBI's taxonomy places the organism in Eukaryota, Viridiplantae, Streptophyta, Magnoliopsida, Solanales, Solanaceae. Gene Ontology annotation, cellular component: cytoplasm; nucleus. The record is from RefSeq and is marked provisional. Gene Ontology annotation, biological process: SCF-dependent proteasomal ubiquitin-dependent protein catabolic process.
AUGGCUUCAAAAAAAUUGACCUUGAAAUCAUCGGAUGGUGAUGAAUUUGAGAUUGAAGAAUCGAUUGCGGUUCAAUCUGGAACGAUAAAAUAUAUUAUCGAGGACGGUUAUACCCUCGUCCCAUUGCCUAACGUGAAUACUCAAAACCUAAUUUUAAUUAUCGAGUACAUGAAGAAGCAUGGAGAGAAGACGGAUUCAAACGAAGAAGAAAUUAAGGAAUUUGAUAAGCAACUUUUGAAGGGUAAGAGCUAUCAAAACAUGUUUGAACUUGUAACUGCGGUAAAAUAUCUUGAUAUUAGCGAUUUGAAUGAUUUGUUGUGCCAGACGAUAGCCGAUAGAAUUAAGAACAAGUCUUUAAAUGCUAUGCGUCAGAUAUUGGGUGUGGUGAGUGAUUAUACGCCGGAGGAAGAAAAAAUGCAUCGUCAAGAAUAUAAUUGGGCUUAUGAAGGAGAAGACAUUGAUGAAUCUCUUGAUUAG